Messenger RNA from Cololabis saira (Pacific saury), 1563 nucleotides. Its product is annotated as myosin heavy chain, clone 203-like. The record is from RefSeq and is a predicted model, not a curated record. Bases 1 to 1563 code for a protein of 520 amino acids. The transcript has a single exon. NCBI's taxonomy places the organism in Eukaryota, Metazoa, Chordata, Actinopteri, Beloniformes, Belonidae.
AUGUCCAAGCCGGUGAAAGCCGAGAUGGCCCGCAGGUCUCAGCAGCAGCCACCGGAGACUGACUGGUGGCAGAUGGCCCCGAAACCUCAGCGUGUGGUCCGUAAACGCCGUACACCUGAAAAACCUGCUGCAGCUGCACCUGAACAACCUGCUGCAUCUGCACCUGAACAACCUGUUGCAGCUGCACCUGAAAAACCUGUUGCAGCUGCAUCUGAACAACCUGUUGCAGCUGGAUCUGAACAACCUGUUGCAGCUGGAUCUGAAAAACCUGUUGCAGCUGCACCUGAACAACCUGUUGCAGCUGGAUCUGAACAAACUGUUGCAGCUGCACCUGAACAACCUGUUGCAGCUGCUGGACUUCCAGAUGUUCAGUCUGCCAAUGAGAAGAAGCAGCAGGUCGCGGAAGGAGACCGCCAUCGCAGUCAAGACUGCGGGUUCCCGAUGUCACAGUCCGAGUUUCAGACAAUACUGGAAGACAAGGACAAACGCAUCCAGGACCUGGAAAAAUUUACCAGGAAAAUGUCUGACGAGAUCGUGUAUCUGAGAGGAGAACAACACAAAGAUUCUCUCGUGGAGGAGGACUUGUACCGCGAAAGGGAGCAGAGAGAGUUCGCGGAGAGAUUAUGGACAGAGCAACGGCAGGAGAUGAGCGACAUGUGGGCGGUGAUGGACAAGUUACUCGCUCAGCUGCAAAAUAAGAAUAAGGAGUUGAUGGAGGUGAAAAAACAGCUCAAAUCCCAACAAGCUCAAAAGGAGAAAGAAGUGGGUGAAAAGGCCAAGUUGCGCAUAGAUGCGACCAAAAAGAUCCACGAGCUGCAGGCGGCCGUCUCAGCUGAGAGGACUUGCAGAGAGCAAGCCGAGGAAAACUGGACCCAGAGAGUGGAGGAAACGGAGGCUGCUCUGAUGCAGAUGAAAGAGGAGAAAGAGACUGCUCUGCUGCAGAUGAAGGAGGAGAUGAGCAACCAGGAGCGCCAGUGGGCGCAGGAGAAGUCCCUCCUCCUGGACGAGAUCUCCAACAUGAAGGAGGAGAUGGGCAACCAGGUGUGCCAGUGGGCGCAGGAGAAGUCCCUCCUCUUGGAGGAGAUCUCCAACAUGAAGGAGGAGAUGGGCAACCAGGUGUGCCAGUGGGCGCAGGAGAAGUCCCUCCUCUUGGAGGAGAUCUCCAACAUAAAAGAGGAGAUGAGCAACCAGGAGCGCCAGUGGGAGGAGGAGAAGUCCCUCCUCCUGGCUGCGCAGGUAGAGACAAGCUUCCAGCUGAAGGUGCAGGUGCAGAAGGCGCAGGAGGUGCUGCACAACGAGAUGCAGCUGUGGAGCAGAGAGAAGUCCUGCCUCCUGCAGGAGAUCUCUGACAUGAAGGAGGCUCUGCAGAUGACGGAGCAGGAGAAGAAGGCUUCCACCGAGGCCCUGAUGGGCCAGAUUCACAGUUUGGAAGUGCAGUUGGAGAACACAAAGAGAGAGAAACAGAAGAAGAAGGGACCCAUCAGGAGUUUCUUCCAGAAGUUUAAGAAGAGUGCAGAGACCCCUCCCCAGUCCAACUCUUCUUCUGAAACUCCUGAAGCCUAG